AGAGAAGUCUUGUUGCAAAAGAAAGUUCAGUUGCAUGCCCGGCUGCCGGAUAGAUCGACGCUGAGGGAAAACUUUACGAAUGGAGCGGCUACAAAGAAUGUUCGCCGGUGCCGGAGGUUCAUUGGGGCACCCGCCACCGGACUCGCCCACUCUUGAUUCGUCGGAACAGGUCUACAUCUCCUCGCUCGCACUUCUGAAGAUGCUUAAGCACGGGAGAGCUGGGGUUCCCAUGGAAGUAAUGGGUCUGAUGUUGGGGGAAUUUGUUGACGAGUACACCGUGCGCGUGGUCGAUGUAUUUGCUAUGCCGCAAAGUGGUACGGGUGUUAGUGUUGAAGCUGUUGAUCAUGUAUUCCAGACCAAUAUGCUUGACAUGCUUAAACAAACUGGACGCCCUGAGAUGGUUGUAGGAUGGUACCACUCUCAUCCUGGAUUUGGAUGUUGGCUCUCUGGUGUCGACAUCAAUACUCAACAGAGUUUUGAAGCUCUCAAUCAGCGAGCUGUUGCCGUAGUUGUGGAUCCAAUCCAAAGUGUCAAGGGAAAGGUGGUUAUUGAUGCCUUUCGUCUUAUUAAUCCCCAGACAAUGAUGCUCGGCCAAGAACCACGACAAACAACAUCAAACCUCGGCCAUCUUAAUAAGCCAUCUAUUCAAGCAUUAAUCCACGGAUUGAAUCGCCAUUAUUACUCUAUUGCAAUUAACUAUAGGAAAAAUGAACUUGAAGAGAAGAUGUUGCUUAAUCUUCACAAGAAGAAAUGGACUGAUGGGCUAACACUUCGACGAUUCGAUACACACUCGAAAACUAAUGAGCAGACUGUCCAGGAAAUGCUGAACUUGGCUAUCAAGUACAACAAGGCAGUACAAGAGGAAGAUGAGUUGCCACCAGAGAAACUUGCAAUUGCAAACGUGGGAAGGCAAGAUGCUAAGAAGCACCUGGAAGAACAUGUCUCCAAUUUGAUGUCAUCAAACAUCAUACAGACGUUAGGUACAAUGCUCGACACAGUCGUGUUUUAAUCAAACUAUGGUCAUCAAAGAACCGUACGUCCUCUGCCAGGAUUCUCCGUUGAAAGUUGCCGGGUUUGUGACUGUUGAACAAGCUAAAGUGUUUAAAGCUCUUCCAUUGCUACGAACUCCUGCCUAUCUUUCACUUUCAUCACAUUAUUAUUUUAUUGGAUCUUAAGGAUGAGAUAUGGUUUCGUUUUUAAAGGACAGCUAUUGGUUAGAAUGCU
Messenger RNA from Benincasa hispida (wax gourd), 1224 nucleotides. RefSeq names its product 26S proteasome non-ATPase regulatory subunit 14 homolog. Gene Ontology annotation, molecular function: protein binding; metallopeptidase activity. NCBI's taxonomy places the organism in Eukaryota, Viridiplantae, Streptophyta, Magnoliopsida, Cucurbitales, Cucurbitaceae. The record is from RefSeq and is a predicted model, not a curated record.